Molecule: messenger RNA, 1993 nt
Organism: Clupea harengus (Atlantic herring)
Lineage: Eukaryota; Metazoa; Chordata; Actinopteri; Clupeiformes; Clupeidae
Gene: mtg2
Product: mitochondrial ribosome-associated GTPase 2
Cellular component (GO): mitochondrion
Molecular function (GO): GTPase activity; GTP binding; magnesium ion binding
Source: RefSeq, a predicted model, not a curated record
CUAUCCAGACACCGUAGUUCCUUUUUCAACUUGUUUGCCUCACAACAGUCUGGAGAUUCCUUAGCUACCAUAUUUUUGUGUAAUGGCACGUGUGAAUUUUCCGGCUGCCUCUCCAUUGUGAGACUAUUUCUUAUAUUAAUUGCAACAGCUCUUCAGUUAAUUCAACAUGAUACGACAGUUUAAAGUUCACCCUACUGCUUCUCAAGGUUGUGACACCGUUAUCAUCACUAGCUAGCGUUAGCUACGGGUCACUAGUCGCACACCGGAUAAACUUCAAACAGACACAUUUUAUUGUAUUUUUUAUACAUGUUAUCCGAGUGGAUUCGCAAUGUUCACCAAUCAAGUUUUUCAGGUUCAAACUAGUAUUCUUUUACAAUGGAGCAGGCUGGUCAGGCAAACGUCUUUUUCGAACGUACUGUUCAAGAAACCAUUUUCCACAACUUGCGCAUUGUGUGGGAAGACCCGUAGGAUGCAGAAAAAGAGCGAGAUAUCAGAGAAAAAACUGACACGCUACUUCGUUGAUUACCGUAGGGUGAGGUUCGUUGCUGGUUCAGGGGGCAAAGGGGCCUGCACAUUCCACAGUGAGCCAAGGAAGGAGUGGGGAGGGCCUGAUGGAGGCAAUGGGGGAGAUGGUGGAAGUAUAACUCUCAAAGUCGACAGACAGGUGAAGUCGCUGUCAGCAGUAUCGGCCAUAUACUUAGGUGUGGACGGAGAAGGAGGAGGCAGUAAAAACUGUUAUGGGCGCAAUGGAAAAGCCACUUACAUCUCAGUGCCAGCAGGUACCAUUGUGAAAGAGCUUGGAGCUCAGGUGGCUGACCUGUCGAUGCACAGUCAGGAGUUUGUGGUGGCUCAUGGAGGGCUAGGGGGAAAGGGAAACCGCUUCUUUCUGACCAAUGAGAAUCGCGCGCCAAUGACAGCCACGCCCGGGGAGAAGGGCCAAGAGCGGGUUCUGCAGCUGGAGCUGCGCACCAUGGCCCAUGCUGGACUGGUCGGGUUUCCAAAUGCUGGGAAGUCCUCCUUGCUCAGGGCCAUCUCCAAUGCCAAGCCAGCAGUGGCAGCCUACCCUUUCACCACACUCAACCCUCAUGUGGGCAUAGUUCAGUACAGAGACUACGAGCAGGUGGCAGUGGCGGACAUCCCUGGCCUUAUCCAGGGAGCUCACCUUAACCGCGGCCUGGGUGUGUCCUUCCUGCGCCACAUUGAGCGCUGUCGCUUCCUGCUCUUCGUUCUGGACCUCUCCAGCCCCGAGCCCUGGGUGCAGCUGGAGCACCUGCGCUUCGAGCUGGACCAGUACGAGCCAGGCCUCUCCCAGCGACCCCAGGUCAUCGUGGCCAACAAACUAGACCUGCCCCAGGCCCAGGAGAACCUGGAGGCACUCAGAGGCCAGGUCUCACAAAGGGUGAUCCCUGUGUCUGCCCUGACAGGCCAGAAUACAGAGGAGCUGAUCUUGCACCUCCGAGAGCUAUACGAUGGCUACAUGCAGACAGGAAAUUGCUCCAGCGGGCAGAGUCUUCUAACAUGGUAGCUGUGUUUGGUCAAGGCAUGGGCAAGACAUCUGUGAAGUGGGAUCCUUAUAAACUGAAACGCUCACACUGUCUGGUAACUCUUAGUGUCAGAGUUGAACCCCCAGUGUACAGCAUUCAAAUGCGAUGGAUGAACUGGGGAGGCAGGCUGAACGUCUUUGUUGGACUGAAGUUGUAUCAGUAUCAGUUGUAUCUCUGUGAAUGUGUGUGAGUACUCAUACUUAACAGCAGGAGUGCUGGGCUCCGUUCCUGUUUAUCUGUUUAACCGAUAGUGUUAGUGGAUGACUCCAGGAAAUAGACCAGGGAUUGCACUUCUGUCCAUCACAAAUACAGGCACUGGCUUCAGCCUCAGCGCACAGAUGAAGAAUGACUGCACUAUCCUAAUGUAUGGGCAAUUUGAAGAGAUCUAUUGAUAAGAUGAGAGAAGCUGUGUAAUGUAAUAUGUAACAAAUAAAUUGUAUUUAUUUAUG